GGCCCAAGGAAGUAAACAUAACACCGACUUAAUAAUGGAUUCCAUCGAGGAAGAUGAACCACUUUUGCUCAUACCAGAUGAGCCCAAUGAAAAACCAGUCAUUGUUCGUCCUGUAUAUCAGUUCAUUGCGAUAGAAAUUAUUUGCAUUCUGCAUUUUGGUGCUUUGACGGCAAUGCUCCCAAUCCAACAGUUUUAUGUUAUAGACGAAGUUGCAAAGAAAUAUGGAGGAGAUGGUAAAAAUUCAGACGUUGGCUAUUGCCCAAAUGGUACCGAACUUUCAAACAGUACAAGUGAUAUCGUCCAAGCAGAAUCUACAACCAUACUCAUGUAUUUGGGAUUCAUCAGUACAUUAAUCGCUGUAAUUCCUAUUUUGGUAUUAGGAGCAUUAACAGACAGAUACGGAAGAAAAUUUCCAUUGUAUCUUUCAUUUGUUGGAGUUUUACUCAAAGAAAUCGUGAUGAUCGUUACCGUUUACAAAGGAUUGUCCCUUUGGUUUUUAGCUUUAGGAGAUUUUUUCCUGGGCAUCACUGGCCAUUUUGGUCUAUUUUUAGCUGCUUUGAUGGGGAUGAUUGCUGAUAUUACAACUCCCGGCAAGGAAAGAGCAAUGAAGAUAACCGUAUUGGAAGGGACUAUUGCCGUUGCCUUGGCCUUAGCGACAUUAGGUUUUGGCUAUUGGAUCAAAGACGGUAAUUAUAGACAUCCAUUGAUAAUGUGCAUCGCGUGUACCGUUUUGGCAUUCAUAUUGACACUUACAAUCUUGUCCGAGACUUCAAGGUCAAACAAAAAGAACGACAUCAAGAUUUGUACUACAGCAAUGUUAUGCGCUUGUUUCGACGUGUACAAAAAUGGAAACAGGAAAAGAAAUAAAAAAUUGGUUAUAGGGCAGAUAAUAUUUUGCAUCAAUGUUGGGGCACUCUUGGGGAAAACAAAUGUUGUUACUCUAUUCUUUCUUCAUUAUCCGUUGUGCUGGAGUGAGCUUCACGUCCAAGCUUUCACUUGCGUCCAAUUCUUGGUGAACUGGGGAACAAUUAUACUGGGCAUAAGAAUUUUACACAGAUACCUGGCAGAUUAUACUAUAGUUGUUAUAGGAACAGUAUCGGCCAUAGCAAGCUCUGUCACUUUGGCUUUUAGUACAGAAGACUGGAUAGUUUAUGUAUAUGCGGUGAUUGGUGUUAUGGCAGUCUCAAUUGCACCGUUACUAAGAUCGGUGCUGUCCAGGCUGGUGUCACCAGAUGAACAAGGUAGCCUUUUUGCCAGUAUUGGAAGUUCUGAAUUGCUGCUGACGUCACUUGCACAGCUGUUAUAUGGUUUUGUUUACAAAGAGACUGUUAGUUAUCUUCCAGGGUUGGUGUUUUUGAUAAUGGCUGGCAUUCUAGUCAUAGAAUUCUGUUUAUCUUUAGUUCUAUACAGUAUUAUGUCCUCGGAACCAAUAUCUGUAACAGAAACAGUUGUUGAAGUCUCCUAGAUUUUAGAAUUGUCUAUCAGGAACAUUGAUUAGAAUCUCCCAAUUUUAUAUUAAGACAGUAGUUGAAAUCUCCUAUACUUUUCGAUCUGUGACUUUAUAUUAAGAUAAUUGUUGAAAAAUCCUACAUUCAAUAGUUUAUAUCUGAAAGAGUGAUUGGAAUCUCCUAAUUUUUUUUAGAUCUGUGUAUCUAUAUCAUGCACAAUGGAUGAAGUCUUAAUGAUUCUUAAUUUAAGAUCUGUUUUUUAGACUCACACAUAUUGUGAAAAGCAAAACCAAUUGAAAAAUUUACCAUUAUGUUUGUCUGUAUGAAUUACACCUUUUAUUUAUAUAUUUUUACCCCACUGAAAAAUAUGUUUGAAAAUAUGCAAAAUUUUGUCAUUUUUGUUAGAAAAAUUUAAUUAUGCUUUUCUUUCGACCAUUUAAUCUCCGUAAACAUUGAUAAUUUUUCAAAUAUUUUAAAGUUUAAAUUUUGUACAUAUUUAUCAACUAACAGUAUAUAUUGAUUUUUAGAGGCAAAAUUGGACCCUUAGCCCACCUUCUCUUUUAAUACAUCCAACUGCUUUUGUUACAAAGUUCUGCAUUGAUUUAUUCCAUCAUUACAAUCCUCUUGUUAUGAGCAAUACACCAUUUCCCUUAAUCUUCUGAAUCACUUUUUAUUUUUUAUUUUUAGAAACGUGGUUACUGUGAAUUCAGAAAUUAUUGUGAGGUUUUUAUUAGUGUGAAUAAAAAUGUGACUGGUUGAGUAUCAAAAUAAUAACUUGUAUUCUGAUAAGUGAUGCAGAUUAUCCUGAAAUCACAAUAAUUAAUCUCACAGUUUUGUCUAUUUCUAAAAAAAUGCAUUAAUAAAUGCACGCAAUUGUUUCUGAAUUUACAGUAAUUAAGUUCUGCAUUAAGGGCAGUUUGAAACCACAUGUCUAGUCACUUGUGUUCAAUAGUACAGUGCAAUUUAACUACCUUUUAGUCAUUACAUAUUUACAAUUUUUCAUUCAAAUUUAUUUUUCAAAGACACAAAUUUAAGUGGUGUGUUUAUGGCAUCUCAACACUACCCUCCUAUCUACCUCCAGAAUACUGCACAAUUCAGCAUUAUUUGGGAAAUCAUGGCAUAAUUACAAUUUACAAGAUAAUUAUGCAGCAUAAAGGUUUAUUAAGAUAGGGCACCAGGGCCAUACAGAGACUUUCUGUAGUUAUAAUUUAUUUUUCCCCAAUUUUUUGGGGGAUUUCAUCUAAUGUUUUCUAUCAGAUUUUGUUUUUCAACUUCAGUAUUGAAUGCCAUAUUGCACCUUCUUCUUUAUACUUUGAUUCAGGUUGAAAGUAAUAAGCAUUUAUAAGAAUGAAAUGUUUUUUUUUCAGAUGAGAUCUGACAGUUCUUAAAGUAUAGUGUUCAUUUGAAUGAUUAUAAUGUUACACAUGACUUUUUAUUGAAAUAUUAUGUGUUAUUUUGAUUAGUUAUAUUGUAAGAUUCUGUUUUAAAAUAUUUGUUAUUUUGAGUGACUUUUUGUUAGAUCUGUUUUAUUAAAGAGAUAAUGCUAUUAUAAAUAUUGCAUUUUCUUAUCUGGAUGACUGUUUCAUCCUGACUUUUAUUUUGUGUAUUCAUGCAUUUUAUUUAGGGGCCAGCUGAGGACCACCUCCGGGUGCGGGAUUUUCUCGCUGCGUUGAAGACCCAUUGUUGGCCUUCGGCUGUUGUCUGCUCUUUGGUCGGGUUGUUGUCUCUUUGACAUAUUCGAUCCCCACUUCCAUUCUCAAUUUUAUUAUAAUGUUAUAUGAGUCAAGAAUAUAGAGUGAUAUGUAAAUAUAACAUCAAUGAGACAAUUAUCUACCAGAGUUUUAUAGAAACUUGUUUCAUUUGAUUAAAAGGAAAUAUGGACAGGGUUGAUGUCGAUGAAAUAGCAACCUACAAUAAAAAAUUACAACAAAGAACAUCCAAUGGGUUCACCAUAGAGUCUAAACAAAUUGUGAAUCAAUUAUCAAAGGUACAAUUUAUACCAUCCAGGGGCGGAU
Molecule: messenger RNA, 3463 nt
Organism: Mytilus californianus (California mussel)
Lineage: Eukaryota; Metazoa; Mollusca; Bivalvia; Mytilida; Mytilidae
Product: proton-coupled folate transporter-like
Exons: 5
Coding region: 35-1465 (476 amino acids)
Biological process (GO): transmembrane transport
Cellular component (GO): membrane
Molecular function (GO): transmembrane transporter activity
Source: RefSeq, a predicted model, not a curated record